AUGCACUAUUUACCAGAUCGCUGGAGGCCUUCGGGCCCUUUACAAAGAAUUUCCCUCGACGUGCAGAUCGAUUCUCUCUUCGCGGUCGAUGAGCGAGAUAUCGUCGUUCAGAAGACAAGAUGGUACGCUGGUGCGGGAAAUAGCUGGGAGCAAAUUCUGCGGGCGCAGAAUAUUGACACUGUUGUAAUCGUAUGCAAUCAACCCUCUAGGCCGAAUUGGGACCGACAGUGGCCGCUACAGUCAGGCCUGAGCCUCUCCCGCGUCGUGAUGAGUACGGUUUAUCGACUGUUCGACCUCGACUCUAAAGUUUAUGUCAUUUCGGACAAUGUGUUGGAAUUGCCGGUGGACCAGAAUGCAGAUUUCUCGAAAGUCUUGCUCGACACGCCUCUGCCAAAGAUGAGUCUGAAUACAAUCUCUGUUGAAGAUGCUCUGCUGGCACUGGGGGGAUCUUAG
Molecule: messenger RNA, 453 nt
Organism: Rhinocladiella mackenziei CBS 650.93
Lineage: Eukaryota; Fungi; Ascomycota; Eurotiomycetes; Chaetothyriales; Herpotrichiellaceae
Exons: 1
Coding region: 1-453 (150 amino acids)
Source: RefSeq, a predicted model, not a curated record